Phaeoacremonium minimum UCRPA7 is the source of this 2988-nucleotide messenger RNA. Its product is annotated as putative dna ligase 4 protein. Gene Ontology annotation, molecular function: DNA binding; DNA ligase (ATP) activity; ATP binding. Gene Ontology annotation, biological process: DNA recombination; DNA biosynthetic process; double-strand break repair via nonhomologous end joining. The coding region runs from base 1 to 2988 and encodes 995 amino acids. The transcript has a single exon. NCBI's taxonomy places the organism in Eukaryota, Fungi, Ascomycota, Sordariomycetes, Togniniales, Togniniaceae. The record is from RefSeq and is a predicted model, not a curated record. Gene Ontology annotation, cellular component: DNA ligase IV complex.
AUGAGUCAGAACAAGCGACCAGCAUCGCCUACCGAUUCCGCGAAGGAUGAGGAUGAGCGACAAUAUGGCGCAGGACCCUUGACACUGGAGGAGCUGGAGGAAAAAUACCCGAACCGUCCCCGCAACCACUCUAAGACACUACUCUUCUCCGAGCUCUAUCGCUCGCUCUUCAACCCCCUCAACGAGAAUAAGGCACAGCCCUCUGGCCCGCGGGUCGCACGCAAGAAAGUCGGCCCUCAUGGACCAUCCAAGCUCAGCCCACACGAGCAACGCCGCGCCAUCAUCCAGCGCUUCAUCUCACGAUGGCGUGCCGAGGUUGGCAGCGACUUCUACCCAGCCCUACGACUAAUCUUGCCUGACAAGGACCGCGACCGUGGCGUCUAUGGCCUGAAGGAGAAUACUAUUGGUAAGCUUCUCGUCAAGCUCAUGAAGAUCGACAAGAACUCCGAGGACGGCUACAAUCUCCUCCACUGGAAGCUGCCGGGACAGACCACAGCGAGCCGCAUGGCGGGCGACUUUGCCGGCCGCUGCUUCGAGGUGCUGAGCAAGCGUCAGAUGCGUACGGAGCCCGGUAACAUGCGCAUCGCCGAGGUCAACGAGCUGCUGGACAAGCUUGCGGGCGCGAGUGGCGAGGCCGAGCAACUGCCCAUCUUCGAUAUCUUCUACAAGCGCAUGAAUGCCGAGGAGCUUAUGUGGCUCAUCCGCAUUGUGCUCAAGCAGAUGAAGGUCGGUGCCACUGAGCGUACCUUCCUUGACCUUUGGCAUCAUGAUGGUGAGGCGCUGUUCAGCGUCAGCAGCAGCUUGCGCCGUGUUUGCUGGGAACUGCACGACCCGGAAUUUCGUCUGGAGGAAGACGAGUCUGGGAUCAACCUUAUGCAGUGCUUUCAGCCACAGCUGGCGCAGUUCCAGAUGCCCGAGAGCUUCCAGAAGAUGGUCACUCACCUGGGUGCGACGGAGGAGAACCCCGAAUUCUGGAUCGAGGAGAAGCUUGACGGCGAGCGAAUGCAGAUGCACAUGAUGGAGGAUGAGGAGACGCCUGGAGGCGUCAAAUUCUGCUUCUGGUCACGAAAGGCGAAGGAUUACACAUAUCUCUACGGCAAUGGCUUUGAGGAUGACAACUCGGCGCUCACACGACACCUUAAGGAGGCGUUUUCUGACCGGACUAAGAACUGUAUUCUCGACGGAGAGAUGAUCACCUGGGACCCGAAGACCGACAAAAUCGUCCCGUUUGGUACACUCAAGACUGCGGCCCUGUCAGGGCAGAAGAACCCCUUCGAUGACUCAAGCGAACGUCCUGUGUACCGCGUCUUCGACAUCCUGUACCUCAACGACAAGCCCCUCACCAAAUACACACUGCGAGAUCGACAUCGUGCUCUUGAGACGGCCGUCCCAGGUGUUCCUGGUCGGCUAGAGAUCCACCCUCAUAUCGCGGCAACUUCCCCGGACGCGAUCGAACCCCAGCUUCGCAAGAUUGUCGCGGAAGCGUCAGAGGGCCUCGUAUUGAAGAACCCCAAGUCCAUGUACCGGCUCAACAGUCGCAACAAUGACUGGAUCAAGGUCAAGCCAGAGUACAUGUCCGAGUUUGGCGAAUCGCUUGACUGUGUUGUUAUCGGCGGUUAUUUCGGCUCUGGCCGUCGUGGUGGCAAUCUGUCUAGUUUUCUUUGUGGGCUGAGAGCUAGUGAGAACUACAUCAAAGCUGGCGUGAACCCUGAGAAGUGCUGGAGCUUCUUUAAGGUCGGCGGUGGGUUCAAGGCGGAGGACUAUGCUGAGAUUCGGCACCGCACCGAAGGAAAGUGGAUCGACUGGGAUGCGAACAAUCCUCCCUCCGAGUACGUCGAGCUUGGCGGCGGCGAGAAGCUGCAGUAUGAGCGGCCAGACGUCUGGAUCAGGCCGAAGGACAGCAUCGUCAUCUCCGUGAAAGCCGCCAGCAUUGGACAGUCUGAUUCGUUCGCUAUUGGCGAGACGCUGCGCUUUCCUCGCUUCCGACGACUGCGACUCGAUCGCUCCUGGGACUCGGCCUUGGAUAUUGAUCAGCUGCACGCGCUUAAAAGCCGCGUGGAUCAAGAGGCGCAGGAGAAGAAGAACAUGGAGAUUGAAGAUAGGCGCAGUCGGCGUUCGACCAAGAGAGUCAAGCGGGAGACUGUCAUCGCUGGGCAGACCCGCUCUGGAGGUGCUGAUGGCAACGGCCAGCCCAGGACACAGGUGUUUGAGGGCAUGACGUUCUUGGUGCUGAGUGAGGCUCUCAAGCCCAUCCGCAAGACGAGAGAUGAGCUUGUGGCUCUGGUCAAGGAAAAUGGCGGACAGGCUGUCCUGGAAGAGAAGCAGAACGUGGACUCACUGAUCGUCGUUGCCGAUAAGAAGGUCGUCAAGGCGGCCGCUAUCAUCAAGAGAGGGGAGAGAGACGUCAUCAAGCCUAAAUGGAUCAUCGACAGCAUCAACCAAGGCUACCCGUUGCCUUUCGAGAAAGGUCAUCUAUUCUGGGCCACAGAUGCGAUGGCAAAGAUUGCGGAGAACAACACCGACCAGUAUGGCGACAGUUAUGCACGAGAUGCUGAAGUAGAGGAGCUCCGAGAGAUUCUCGCGAACAUGCCAAAGCUGGAUUUGGGCGAAGGCAAUUUCGACAAGGAGACUUUCCUCACGGAGCUUGAGGAACACGGCCACGAGUUGCCGAACUUGAAAGGCUGGACCUUCCGCAGAUGCCGGAUCUUCUUCGCCGUCAGCGAGGACGUCUGGGACGUCACGGUGAUGAUGCUCCGGAAUUAUGUCCAGUUCGGCAGUGCCACUGUCGCGGAGACGCUGGACGACGAGUCCAUCACGCAUGUUGUCGUUGUUGCUCGUGACGAGACUGCCAAGCGGGAACUUGCUGCUGACGUGCGGUAUCAGAUCAGCUCGAGGAAGUCGGUGCCUCGCGUCGUCACGGACAAGUGGGUGAUGGAUUGCUGGGAGGCGAGCACCCUUGUGGAUGAGGAGCAGUAUGCUCCGCUGUAG